Messenger RNA from Macrosiphum euphorbiae (potato aphid), 486 nucleotides. The record is from the annotation of a GenBank genome assembly. Lineage: Eukaryota; Metazoa; Arthropoda; Insecta; Hemiptera; Aphididae.
AUGGCUUCAUUCCUGCGAUCCGCCAAAUUAGCCUCUAGGCUCACACAAGGACCAACUAAAUGCUUUUCAAGAAAUUAUGCUGAUCAAAUGAACUUCACAUUUGCUGCCGCCAAUCAAAUUUUUUACGCCAACAAAAAUAUCAAGCAGGUUGAUGUACCAUCUUUUAGUGGUUCAUUUGGUAUCUUACCAAAUCAUGUACCCACAUUGGCUGUUCUCCGCCCUGGAGUUGUAACGGUAUAUGAAGAUGAAGGAACAUCAAAAAAAAUAUUUGUUUCUAGUGGAACGAUAACUGUAAAUGAAGAUUCUAGUGUUCAAGUUUUGGCUGAAGAAGCUCACCCGAUUGAAGAUAUUGAUGGAUCAGCUGCACGUCAAGUACUACAAGAGGCUCAAAGUCAACUCUCAACUGCAUCAGGUGAUGUUGCCAAGGCAGAAGCUGCAAUUGCUGUUGAAGUAGCUGAAGCACUUGUGUUAGCAGCAGGAAACUAG